Molecule: messenger RNA, 3805 nt
Organism: Morus notabilis
Lineage: Eukaryota; Viridiplantae; Streptophyta; Magnoliopsida; Rosales; Moraceae
Product: syntaxin-binding protein 5-like
Exons: 24
Coding region: 146-3499 (1117 amino acids)
Biological process (GO): regulation of exocytosis
Cellular component (GO): cytoplasm; plasma membrane
Molecular function (GO): syntaxin binding; myosin II binding; GTPase activator activity
Source: RefSeq, a predicted model, not a curated record
AUGCCAAGACUUUUUGUAAGCUUGUUUUGAAUGUGUCCUGCGUACCUAUCUGCAUCGGAAUAAUCAGUUGAAAGAAACGAACAUAGGAAGUCUUUGAAUCAAGAAACGAUUUUCAAGAAAUUCCAAUAUCUCAGCCGAUUCCCCCAUGUUCGCCAAGCGCUUCUUGCAGAAAGCUACUCUCCAUUCUCAGAACUUGCAACACGGCAGUUUGACGGAAACAGACUUGGACCUGCGAAUUGCAGUUCACUAUGGCAUCCCGUCUACAUCUUCUAUUCUCGCGUUCGACCCCAUUCAACGCCUUUUAGCCAUUGGGACUCUGGAUGGAAGGAUUAAAGUGAUUGGCGGCGAUGGUAGAGAAGGACUUCUUAUAUCCCCAAAGCAAUUGCCCUUCAAAUACAUUGAGUUUCUGCAAAACCAGGGUUACUUGGUUAGCAUCUUAAAUGACAAUGACAUUCAGGUUUGGAAUCUUGAGAGCAGAUGUCUUGUUUGUUGUUUACAAUGGGAAACCAAUAUAACUGCUUUUGUUGCAAUCCAUGGCUCCAACUUCAUGUAUGUCGGUGAUGAAUAUGGUUUGAUGUCUGUGCUGAAGUUCAAUGCCGAAGAAAGAGCAGUUUUGAAGUUUCCCUAUCAUAUUUCUUCGAAUACUAUAAGUGAUGUUGUCGAGUCUCCAUUUCCUACUGAUCAACCCGUUGUUGGAAUUCUUCCCCAACCUUGUUCUUCUGGAAAUAGAGUCCUGAUUGCAUAUCAGAAUGGAUCAAUUGUGUUAUGGGAUGUUUUGGAAGCCCGAAUUGUUUUUUCUGGAGGUGAUAAGGAUCUCCAAUUGAAGGACGAAGUAGCAGAAGCCUCAACUGCAGCCAAUGUAAAUUCUUUAGAAGAUAAAUCUGAACAUCCUUUAGGAGAGAAAGAGAUAAGUGCUCUUUGUUGGGCAUCUUCCAGUGGGUCCAUUCUUGCUGUGGGUUACAUAGAUGGAGAUAUUCUGUUUUGGAACACAUCAUCUGUAGCUUCUAGUAAAGGUCAACAAGCAUUGUCAUCACCUAACAAUGUUGUUAAGUUAAGAUUAUCAUCUGCGGAAAGGAGACUCCCUGUCAUUGUCUUACAGUGGUCUGCAACUAAUAAGUCCCGUAAUAAUUGUGAUGGCCAAUUAUUUAUUUAUGGUGGAGAUGAAAUAGGAUCUGAGGAAGUUUUGACGGUUUUAACACUUGAAUGGUCGUCUGGAAUGGAUACUUUAAAAUGUGCUGGUCGCAUUGAUAUUACACUUACUGGCUCUUUUGCUGACAUGAUUUUGUUACCAAGUGCUGGGGCAAUAGGGAGUCAAAAGAAAGCUGAUGUUUUUGUACUAACAAGCCCCGGACAACUGCAUUUCUAUGAUGAUGCUAGCCUUUCUUCCUCGUUGUCCCAGCAAGACAGGAAACCAUCUUUUAGUGCUGUGGAAUUUCCUGCCAUGAUACCAAUGAAUGAUCCGACCAUUACUGUUGCUAAACUUUUUACCCUUCGGACCGGGGAAGACUCAUUAAACACUCUAUCAGAGUUGACCUCAAAUUUGAAACCUGGUUCAAUUACAACCCCGGCUAGUGGUGUAAAGUGGCCAUUGACUGGGGGUGUGCCCAGUCAACUGUCUACUACUAAAGAUAAAAGGAUAGAGAGACUGUAUCUGGCUGGGUAUUCAGAUGGGUCUGUUCGGAUAUGGGAUGCUACUUUGCCAGUCUUAAGUUGUCUUUUGGAAGGCCAGGUGCAAGGUAUUAAAGUGGCCGGUUCAAGUGCUCCUGUUUCAGAAUUGGAUUUUUGCUAUCUCACUUUUAGUUUGGCUUUAGGCAAUGAAUGUGGACUGGUUUGUAUUUAUGAUCUCAAAGGCUGCUCAAACGGAACAAACUUCCACUUCGUCACAGAAACUAAGCAUGAAGUUCACAUUUUGUCUCACGAAAAAGGGCUUCAAUGUAGUGCUGUUUUUUCUCUAACCGAUUCCCCAGUUCAAAUGUUAAAGUAUAUUCAUUCUGGGGCUAAACUUGCUAUUGGAUUUAAAUGUGGCCGUGUUGGAGUAAUUGACAUGAGUACCUUAUCUGUUGCGUUCUUUCUGAAUGAUAUAUCUUGCUCUGGCUCACCAGUCGUUUCAAUAAUGUCGAAAGAACUUACCAAUUCUCACAGCCUUGUGAAGAGCCCAAAGCACUCAGAAGCAAACAAUGUGACAAACGCUGUAAAGGAAGUAAUUUUCAUCUUGACAAAGGAUGCAACGAUGAAAGUGAUUGAUGGUUGUAAUGGUAACAUGAUCAACACACGGCAAUGGAACUUGAAAAAGGAAUCAAUUGCAAUUUCAAUGUAUGUUAUAGAGGGUAACAUUUCUUCUAAGUUAUGCAAUGAAAAGCAGACGGAAGAGUCCACAAGGGACACUGCUACUAUAGAGGAGCCUGUUCCAGAUGGUUCGCAGGCUGGAAUAAGUUCACAUGCAAUUGAACACAGGUCUUCUUCAGAUACUGCAUGCUCUGAGGAAAGUUUAUUGGACUCAUUUCUUUUGCUAUGUUGUGAGGAUUCAACACGCUUGUUCUCCACAAAAUCUGUAAUUCAGGGAAACAAUAAGCCUGUUUGUAAAGUGAAAUAUGCAAAACCUUGCAUUUGGACCACAACUUUUAAGAAAGAUCAAAGACUUCAGGGGUUGGUCUUGCUGUUCCAGACUGGAGGAAUUGAGAUCAGAUCUAUACCGGACUUGGAAUUGGUGAAAGAGAGCUCCUUGAUGUCUGUAUUAAGGUGGAAUUUCAAGGCAAACAUGAAUAAAAUGAUGAGCUCUUCUGAUAAUGGACAAAUUACACUGGCAAAUGGGUGUGAAGUGGCAUUCGUCUCUUUAUUAGCUAGUGAAAAUGAUUUUAGGAUUCCAGAGUCUUUGCCUUGUCUUCAUGAUCAGGUUCUUGCAGCGGCUGCAGACGCUGCCUUUAGUUUCUCUAUAAAUCAGAAGAAAAAGCAGGGUACUGCACCUGGAAUUUUAGGUGGUAUCGUCAAAGGCCUUAAGGGGGGAAAAGUGGACCAUUCUCUAGAUAAUACUAAAACUCCUAAAUCAACUUUCAAUCAUUUAGAGGGGAUAUUUUUGAAGUCUCCACGCCCAAACUCAUUUCAACCUGUAGAUCAUGAAGAAGCUGCAGAGCUCGAUAUAGAUGAUAUUGAACUGGAUGAUAUUGAACUAGAUGAACCUCCACCGGUAGCGUCUACUUCAUCUGAUCUUAAAAACACAAAGAAAGAAAAGGGAUCCGAAAGGGAAAGACUGUUUGAAGGUGGUACAGAUGAUGUGAAGCCCAGAUUGAGAACUCCUCAAGAAAUUAGGGCUGCCUAUGGCAAAGCUAGGGAUGCUUCUUCAGUGGCUGCAAAUGCAAGAAAUAAGCUUGUAGAGAGGCAGGAAAAACUUGAGCGAAUCAGCAAGAACACCGAAGAGCUUCAAAGUGGAGCUGAAGACUUUGCAUCAAUGGCAAAUGAGCUCGUAAAGACGCUAGAAAAUCGAAAAUGGUGGCAGAUAUGAACAAUUGGCUUCGUUAAUAUUUGCUUGUGGUGGUCUGCGUAUUCUACGUGUUUGGCGGCAUAGGAGAAUUCCCUCUAAGCCUUAAAAGUGAGAAAUGUGGUUCUCUAAAGGUGAAUUGGAAAGACGAAUGGAUUUCAUGUGCCUUUUAAGAUGUCAAGUAUAGGAUAAUCACUACAUUUACUUAUACUAGUUUUUUAGCGCGCGGGUAAAAAUCAAAUAAAAAACUGAUUUCACAUGUAGUGAAGUUUUUGUUUAUAGUUUAGAAUUAAUUAGUUUAGAUUUAUUUUAAAGAUAAUAAUUUCUCAU